Molecule: messenger RNA, 1650 nt
Organism: Fusarium redolens
Lineage: Eukaryota; Fungi; Ascomycota; Sordariomycetes; Hypocreales; Nectriaceae
Product: Alpha/Beta hydrolase protein
Exons: 4
Coding region: 184-1167 (327 amino acids)
Molecular function (GO): hydrolase activity
Source: RefSeq, a predicted model, not a curated record
CGGAAGCCGUAAUACUAACAAGGGACAAAACAUCCGCUUCGAAAUCUCAAGGCUAACGUGAAGUCGAAUGACCUAUAUAUACAAGAAUCAUGUCUCGAACAAUGAACUCGAAUCAACUCACGAGUCUUCAACAAGUUCUCCGCUUCUACACUCAACUCAAGUUCUACUUCACUCUCAAACAUCAUGUCUAUUCCUUGGAACGACGAUUCAGUCUUUGAGUCAUACAACCUCAUUGAAGAGACAUUCAAGACAGUCUCAUCUCAUGAUAUCAAAACAGCCAUUCUAAUCCCCAAGAACCUCAAGCCAGGCCACCAUCCAAUCAUCUAUCACAUUCACGGCGGCUUUCUCGUCAUGGGAAGUGGUUUGUUUGGACCUUUCUUCCCAAGGUGGGUUGACAAACUUGCGCUCCAAAACUCUGCCAUCAUUGUCUCUCCCGACUACAGACUAUUGCCUUCUGCGAAUGGUCUGGAUGAUGUUCUUGAGGAUGUCGAAGAUGGGUGGCAGUGGACCAAGAAUACCUUGCCUGGGAUUUUGAAGGAAAAGGUUCCUGGGCACUCUAUUGACUUUUCGCAUGUCCUUCUUGCUGGCGGAUCAGCUGGUGGAUACUGCUCAACUCAGCUGGCCCUCUCUCACCCUGAUGAUUUCCACUCUCUUGCAGUCGUGUAUCCUCUGUUGGACACCAAAGACAGACUCUACCUCGAAGGUGCCCUCCCCGACGAACCAACCGUGUUGCGCAUGCCAUUAGAAGAAAUUCCAUCCAUGGAAGACACUCUAGCUUGGAUUGAAAAGACGCGCAAAGAACCUGAAUCAAGAGCUGGUUUUGAGAGAACUCCCUUCGCAGUCGCAGCUUGUCAGCGGGGUAUUUUCUCGUCUCAUAUGUUGGAUAACAAAGGCCUUGACAAGACGGAAUUCCAUCCUUUGGAAAGAAUUGAAGCUGGUGCUAAAUUGCCCAAGCAAAUGUGGAUCAUGCAUGGAGACGAUGACUCGACGGUCCCAAUCCGUGGCUCUCAAAAGUUUGUUGAUCUCGUUGCUAAGAAGUUGCCAGCGACUUCUGUGCGAUAUGAUCCUGUUAAGGGCGAGGAUCACGGAUUUGAGUUUGAUGAGAAGAGAUGGGAGUCUUUUGCUGAUGAGGCACUUGCCUUUGUGAGAGAUGCUUGGUUGGCCUAGGCUUGAAUUGUGGCUUGGGGGUUCAUAUGCAGCUCAACAUGCUGAUGACAUUUCUUUUGUACUUAGACUGAGUUAUAGAAUAAUUCAAACUUCUCCUUGGAUUUCCUUCUCUACUAAAUCAGCGGGUAUGUCAACUGAUACUGUCUCGGACAAAUGCGUCCCGCAGUCUCACCUAUUGGUUAUUUGACAAAACCCGCUGCUCUUUUACAACUUGAGAGAGUAUGAUUGGUGCAUAUAUUGCUCUGCCGAUAUGUUUUCUAUAUGAUGUCAAUUUUGCUUAGGAGGAAGAUGAUUCGGUGACAGACGGGGCUCAAAGCUUGAAAUGGCUACUUUCUAUGUUACCGUGUUCCAUUGAUUUGCUUGAAUUGAAUGGGAUAAUAUUGCUAGUUGACCAUCAAUUGACAGAAUAUUCUGUCAACAGAAAUGAAAUAAUUUUAGAGAUGGCAAACAUGUGAAAAGACCUUCGUGGAGAUAUCAUAUCUC